AUGAUUCACUUAUUAGAUGAAGGAAAUACGGACAUCGUGCUGGGCACUUGGAGUUCUUUCGAGAGUCGACGUGAUUUUGAAUAUUGCAUGCAUAUCAAGGUUGAUGAGAUUGUGGGGGCUAUGCGCAAGAUGAACAGAGGUAGAGCGACCGGGCCAAAUGAGAUCCCAAUGGAAUUUUGGAAGACUGCAGACAAAGGAGGCUUGGAGUGGCUUACUAGGUUGUUUGAUGUCAUUUUUAAGACGAUGAAAAUGCCUGAAGAGUGGAGGCGGAGUACGAUGAUUUCGGUGUACAAGGAUAAGGGGGCAUACCCAAAAUUACAACAACUAUUGAACGUCAAGCUGCUAAGUCACACCAUGAAAGUUUGGGAGAGGGUGAUAGGAGUUAGGGUAAAGGGUAGUGUAUCUAUUUUCGAGAAUCCAUUCGGAUUCAUGCCAGGGCGAUCAACUACAGGAGUCAUUCACCUUAUCAAAAGACUAGUGAAACAAUAUAGGGAUAGGAAGGACUUGCACGUGGUGUUUAUUGACCUAGAGAAAGCUUAUGCCAAGGUUCCAAGGGAGGUUCUUUUGAGGUGUUUGCAGGUUAGAGGCCCGUAG
Molecule: messenger RNA, 594 nt
Organism: Nicotiana attenuata
Lineage: Eukaryota; Viridiplantae; Streptophyta; Magnoliopsida; Solanales; Solanaceae
Exons: 1
Coding region: 1-594 (197 amino acids)
Source: RefSeq, a predicted model, not a curated record